AUGUCCGUACGACCGAGCGGACAGACAUUGCCUUCAGACAAGGCGGUCGCACCUUACCCAUCGAAUCGUCAAUUCGAUAAUGUUGAGGUCCCUCAUAAAACUUCGACGAAACCUGCCACUCAAGGCAAAGAGAUGAACGGCGACGCAAAAGGGGGUCUGAAAUCGGCGCUGAGCAAUAAUAUUGGGGAGCUUUUCGUAAAAAGACGUCGGCCGCGAUCCUCAGGGGAACCUUUGUUACAAGAUGGUCAUACUGAUGGCAGAGAUCACACUGCAUCCACAUCUCAAGACAAGCUGAGCAGUAUCGCAAAGGGUAAAAGAAAGACUACCAACGGUAAUGCAACAUCUCCAAAAGCUAGAGGCAGCUCCAGAAGACAGGACCGUCACACGCAAUCCUCAGGGAGCUCGCCGCUUGCUAGCGAGCUAAGGCCAAAUCAACCCGAUGAGAUCAACUCGCCAGACCAGCCGGACCCACAUAUCAGAAUACAGACCACAAACGCAAAUAAUUACGCUGCAAAUGCUGUGCAAAGCCGCGACGACGAUCAAUUCAAGGCGAGACCUGCCUCAAGAUAUGAUACAGACCCUACACAGAUUGUGAACCUAGCUUUGAGUUUGGGUGAGAGUCGGCGACGAAACUUCAACAGCGGUGGAUUUUUGGUGGCUGCGCCUGCUUCUUCGAAUCGACGGUUGACUUCUUAUGGGCAACCAACCCUUGCUUUACCAGACGUUACUACUGGCGGAAGCUUGCGGCAGCAUCUGUUGCACCAGCGCCAUGGCGGCCGAAAUAUUUCUACGCGGUCUGAUCGAUCUUCAUCAACUUUUGGGCGCCAUUCGCCGGGUAUAUCACAGAACAACGUGGGUGAACGAAAGUCCUCCUUCAUGUCAAAUCCGGUAUUAGAGCCAGGCAGUCCAUCCGCGUUCGAUGCAUCAGAUGCAACCUUUUCUCGUGCCGAAAAGGCAAAAGAAAGCUUUGAACUUAUGUACGAAUAUCGGAGACUCCUACCAUAUUUGCCCAACAUCAAUUCAGAUAUAUCUAGCAAGCAGUCCUAUCGCGAAGCCUCGGAAUCGGACUCUGUUUUUACUGAUGUUGGUAGGAAGUACAAUCCUCUGCAGUAUAUUCGCAACAGGAAGCUUCGACUACGCGAGCGUAGACCCUUGACUGCAGAGGCGGAUGGCUGGAAAGAUCUUAGCAAAGUGAGACCAUGGGUCGACUCAGCUAUCAGUGAACGGGAGGAUGGCAUAAGUCGUGUAGACGACCGAUAUCCACUGCCACCAUUUGAUUCGAGUCAUGCAAAGCUCGUAAUGACCGAUGAACUUCAAGACACAAAUACUGCACAAUCAAUCUCUCGACGGAAACAGCAUCCCGGGAGGCCUUACAAUGACUGGACAAUCUCUCCCUGGGAUCUACUGGCCGACACUUAUUGGGUGAAUCAAGAUGAUAAUAUCACGCAUAUUGAGGACUCUGCAGGCCGAAAGAUCUUCGAAGGGUAUGGAAUGAACGACAAGCCUUCCACAAGACUGAGUAAGGACUCAGUACGCAGCACUAAUUCUCAUGCAAGUUUCUCCAACGCGCAGCAAUCUCCCGAAAGUCGUCGCAUGUAUCCGCUGCCUAGCAAAAAUGAGCGCAGAGAGUACAAUAAGCAUCAAUUGAAGCCUUCUGACGUAAGCACUAUGACCUACGAUAGAGGACGCAAAUCAAAAUGGACUCGUGGAUUCACGCGUUCUCGGGAGCCAUCCUUGUCAGAAGAUUCAGAUUGGGAACAGAAAACUAAACCUAAACCGAAAGAUCACACGGAGCGAGAUCAUCUUGACAAUAUCGCUUUGGAAAAGCAGAUGAUGGAUAUGCUGGCCAGCGAAGAGGCAGAUGGCGUGCAACUUCCUGGAAGCCAGGAAAUGAGCCCUUCUUCGCAGCUUGGCUAUGAUACUCCUUCACUUGAGAAUUCUCCGCCAACUGAACACAAGACUCAAUCUUCGGGAAAACGCCCAAGCCUAUCACAGAGAAUGAAGACAGAUAUGCCUGUUGGAAGGCGUCCUUCAAGCCCAAGGACGAGUUUCGACGAUCAAUUACUCCGUCAUCGACGAGUGUCAUCCCAUGAGUUCGAUUCCACCGAACCCAACUCCCCUACCACAGAUAGCUUUGUUCCCAGCAUAGCGAUCAAUCUCUCACCGCCUACAAGUCCCAGUGAGAAUACUACAUCUCCUAAGCGCCCAUCGGGAACCAACUUAAGAUCCUUCAUGCGGCUUCGUCGUCCAGAUAGCCCUAGUAAUGCGAUCAGUGACUAUGAUUUUGGCGCGGAGUUGAAAGGCCCUUUGUCGGGCUCCAAGUCUAAUACUGCUCAAGAAAAUCAGGAUACCGAUCUACGAAAGGUUGCUACGACGAACAACUAUGCAGACGAUCGACUCUCUCCAAUCAAAUCAAGGAACAAGCCUUACUUACACGAAAGCAGAUCGCUCAGAAGUCUGAAGGAUUCGAAUGAGCCAGAGUCGAGAUUUCGAAACUUCUUGAAAGGAGGGAAGGUUGUGGAUAUGGUUGGCAAUCAAGUCUCGCGGGCGAGUGAUAUACUUCGACGCAAAGAAAAGGGCAGAGACCACUCGGCUCCUGCUUCGGCCACUAGGAGCCGCACAUCUACAGAAUCUGAUGCAGAUGACGCUGAUAUCUCAGCUUUGGAAAGCAGUACAAAUGACAUUUCGCGAGUUACCACGAACAACGAGAAUCUUGGUAGGUCUUCCCAGCCUUCGACCCGUGCAGAGAAGCCAAGAUACUUCAUGAACAACCUGCCGAGUUUCAAAUCUCCCAAUAAAGACGGCGAUCAAUCUCCCCAAUCUCCGAUGGCGUCUCCAACUCUCGAUCCCAUUCAGGUUCAACAGCAAGUACAUAGAGAACGAUCUCGGUCGAGUAGGUUUGACCGCCUGGCUCCUCCGAAGAUUGAUAUGCGGAGUGUAUCACCAUCCCCCUCGCAGUCGCGUGGUAGACGCCAGAACAGACCGUCCAAAACCAAUACUUCUCAGCCUAGUAGCACAAGUCGCUCUCGCGCACGCAUGACUUCUCAUGGGAGGCUCAAUGAUAUUCUCGGCAUUCCUGGCCAAGUCGGCUCUGGCGGACCUUCAAGUAACGUGAUAACAGGACUUGCUCGUUUCGAGGCCGAGCCACAACAAGGGACCAAGCACCGUCCCGCCAUUGAAGGAAAGCGCCAGUGGAGCAUCACUGACAGAGAGGUGACGGUGCAAUACGAAGCAGUCACGGACCAGAAUAUCGCACGUGUACGAGCAUUGCUUUUGUCAUCCGGUGUAAAAGCAAAUGAGAUUGCCCGGAAAGCAGAAGAGAUACCUGAUAACCCACCAAAAUUCUUGCAAGCCAUUGAAGAUGUCGUUGGCGUUCCGCCACAGCGCGUACCAAGAGCUCAGCAGCAUGUCAUUUCCGCCAGAUUGCUGCUCUCCUCAGUCGAAAAGACCAAUCGUCAAUUACACGAUGCUCAAACCCGCUUCUCUGACGUAACCUUCAAUGACUUGCACAGCCAGAUCGGUGAUAUUGACAAAAGGAUCAAUGCCAGCAUCACGCCCUUAGUCCGCAGCUGUGCUGAUGACGCAGACAAUUUCAGCACCGAGCUCACAACCACUCACACAUUAUCCCUAAAGGAAAUGAAUGAUCAGGUCGACCUGACGUUGCGGAGAAGAAGGCAAAGGUCGCGGUGGCUCCGCCGAGGCGGCUGGGCAAUGCUGGAAUGGAUGGUUCUUGGGACUAUGUGGAUGGUGUGGCUCAUCGUUAUGAUUGUGCAGCUGAUCAAGGGCACCAUCAGGGCCUUUUUGUGGGUGUUGAAGUGGCUCUUCUGGUUGUGA
Bacidia gigantensis is the source of this 3834-nucleotide messenger RNA. RefSeq lists its product as uncharacterized. Bases 1 to 3834 code for a protein of 1277 amino acids. The transcript has a single exon. NCBI's taxonomy places the organism in Eukaryota, Fungi, Ascomycota, Lecanoromycetes, Lecanorales, Ramalinaceae. The record is from RefSeq and is a predicted model, not a curated record.